AUGCAUUGUGGAGUUUUGGUUCGCUUUGUAAUUUAUCUCUAUUUGGUGAGCUUUACUGCUGCAAAAUGUGAUCCUGAAAUGUGUGGGUCAAUGAAUGUCAGUUACCCUUUCUGGAUUAACAAUGCUGGUUGUGGAUACCCUGGUUUUCAGAUCACUUGCGAGGACAAAAAUAUUGCAAAUAGCAGUGGGGCAAGCUACUAUGAUCUACCUUCAGAUGGGCCUUUCAGUAUUUCAAACUCCAAUAGCUUCCUUGUUGUCGGCUGCAAUACAUUCGGUAACUACAGUUUUGGGGGUUUGGAAGAGGUGGGGUGCGUAUCAAAAUGUGACACUAAAAAUGAUCGACCAUACUUCCGCUACGGAUGUUGCGAAAUUAUAAUUCCAAAUAAUAGGCGGUCGAUAAAUUUCACUGGCGGAGGUGUGUUUCCUUUGCUGGAUUCUGCUACCAACAAAUAUCAUAACGAGUGUGGUUUCUCCACCAUAUUCGACCCCUCCACCUUCAAGAUUCUCGACAACAAAUCCAAUAUAUAUUUUGGGAAAGAAGGCAGGCAUCUUAUGAAUGCAUUGACUCCCCUUCCGGAAAAGGAUAUGCAUGCAGAUGUCUUUCUGGAUAUGGAGGAAAUGGUUACUUCAACGGCACAGAUUGUACAGGGUUAUGAAGGAGAUGGCUUUCGAAAUGGGACAAGAUGCAUGUACACAAGUUCAAAUCGUGCUGUCUUUCCUGCAAUCAUAGGAUCCAUCUCUUCGUUUGUGGUCGUCUGUUUAGCAGCAUCUAUUGUGGUUUGGUGGCUAAAGAAACGCCACUUGAAACUUGUGGAGGCCAAGUAUUUUCAGCAGUUGCAGCAACACAUCACCUCCAGAGUGGGUAGAGAAAGCUUGAGAAUGUUUUCUGCCAAAGAAUUGGCAAGAGCUUCUAAUAAUUAUUCAAAGGAAAUGGUGUUGGGAAGUGGCGGCUUCGGAACUGUGUUUAAAGGCGUUCUAUGGGAUGGUACUCUCGUGGCCAUUAAAAAGUCCAAGCAAACUUUAAAUCUAGAGGAUGAUCAUGAGUUUCUUAACGAAGUUUCAAUUCUUUCCCAAAUAAAUCACAGAAAUAUAGUGAAAUUGUUAGGCUGCUGCAUCCAUACUAAAUUUCCAUUGUUGGUAUCUGAAUUCGUUCCAAAUGGAACUCUGUUUGAACAUUUACAUUCGAAAGAGAGUUAUUUGUCAUGGGCUUCACGUCUGCGGAUUGCGAUCGAGACAGCAGAGGCUUUGGCAUAUCUACACUCUGGAGCAUCUCAACCCAUUUUCCAUCGGGAUGUAAAAUCGUCUAAUAUUCUUUUGAAUGAGAGGCUCUCUCCCAAACUUGCAGACUUUGGGAUUUCUCGUCUCAUCUUGGCUUCCACCAACACACAUCUCACCACUAAUAUAAUGGGCACAAGAGGUUAUUUAGAUCCUGAGUACUUCCUAACGUAUCAACUCACCGAGAAAAGCGAUGUAUACAGUUUUGGUGUAGUCCUGGUUGAGCUUUUAACAUCUUUGAAACCCAUCUCCACAGAAAGAGCGAGCGAGGAGUGGAAUUUAUCUUAUCUUUUCCUGUCCAAACGUAAUGACCACCGCCUCACAGAAAUCUUGGACAGCAAAGUAUUGAAUGAGGAAAACCUCCAACAGAUGGAAGAUAUGGGAAGGUUAGCAAGAGAAUGCCUUCAUUUGGAAAGGAGGAAAAGGCCGUUGAUGAAAGAAGUCGUGGAGGAACUUUUCUGGAUAAGAGGUGGGACAAGAAAGAUUAAAUUCCAUGACAGUGUAAACUGUGACGAUGCUAUAUUUGAGCAGACAACAAUUUCCAAAAAAGCACCACAAAAUUCAUAUCAAUUCAGGAGUUACACUUUUCCAUCUACAGUUGAGAGUACGUCGCAGGAACCACUCACUGCACUGCUUGAGAAGUCGACCCUGACUUCUAAGGAGAGCAUUUGA
Cryptomeria japonica (Japanese cedar) is the source of this 1947-nucleotide messenger RNA. Its product is annotated as wall-associated receptor kinase-like 10. Gene Ontology annotation, molecular function: polysaccharide binding; protein serine/threonine kinase activity; ATP binding. Gene Ontology annotation, cellular component: plasma membrane. Bases 1 to 1947 code for a protein of 648 amino acids. The transcript is spliced from 5 exons. Gene Ontology annotation, biological process: protein phosphorylation; cell surface receptor signaling pathway. The record is from RefSeq and is a predicted model, not a curated record. Lineage: Eukaryota; Viridiplantae; Streptophyta; Pinopsida; Cupressales; Cupressaceae.